UACAUUUUUUACUGUUAAAUUAUUGUGAUUAUGUGUGUGAAAACUUAGUAUAUUUCUGCCUGUCUAAAACAAAGAAAUGCGACCAAGCUUUAUUCAAAUAUACUUCCUGUUGUCUGCUCAGUCCAAAAGAAAACAACACAAAUACAAUACUAUUAUAUAAUACAAUACAAAGGAAUUCUACAAAAUACAAACCCAUAGGGCACCUGAUCUAGGCAUGACUCCUCCCAGCCCGGAACAACAUGGUGGAAAAGGAAAAGCUCCGGAGAGAAGAACAUCCCAGAGGGAGUGGUAACGGGGAAAUCGGGAGGACUUUGGCUUCACAGCUGCAGUGCCAGUGUUUGCCUUGGCUGCCUCACAGGUCACGUUUCACGUUCAUUAACAAGGUCAUGGCCUCCCCCGGCGCUCUCCUGUCAGAGACGCAGUUUCAGUGUUGCAUCUGUCAGGAGGUUUUCUCUGAGCCCGUUUCCAUCCCCUGCGGCCACAGCUUCUGCUUCACCUGCAUCACAUCACACUGGGACCACGGCCUCGCCGUCAGCUGUCCUAAAUGUCAGACAGUCUUUAAGGGCCGCCCAGAGCUUUGUGAUAACUCCUUUGCCAAGGAAAUGUCAGAGCAGAUCCGAGCGAGAAAGCAAAACGGUGUGAUGCCACAGGCAGGAAAAGUCGUAUAUUGUGAUGUGUGUGUGGGGAUGCAAAGAAAGGCCCUGAAAUCCUGCAUUGUGUGUCUGACCUCAUAUUGUGAGAGUCACCUGGAGCCACACCUGAGAGUUCCAACGUUGAAGAUUCACAAGCUAAUCCAACCUGUGUCAACGCUUGAGAACCGGAUGUGCAAAAGGCACCAAAGGCUCCUGGAGCUAUUCUGCAGGAGCGACCAGAGGUGUGUGUGUGUGCUGUGCACCGAGACCGACCACCGCUGUCACGACUCCGUCCCAGUGGAGCAUGAGAGUCAGGAGAAGAGGGCUCAGAUGAAAAGGCCAGAGGCUGAUGUUGAGCAGAUGAUUCAGGACAGACUGCAGAAAGUGGAGGAGAUCAAACAUUCUGUGGAGCUCAGCAAAGAAAACUCAAAGAGGGACCUAGUGGAAAGCAUGGAGGUCCUGUCCACUCUGCUGGGUUCCCUGGAGAGACGCCAGGCUGAGCUGGCCGAGGUGAUCCAGAGGAAGCAGGAAGCAGCAGAGCGGAGAGCUGAGAGGCUGAUCACAGAGCUGGAGCUGGAAAUCACUGAGCUGGAGAGGAAGAGAAGUGAGAUGGAGCAGCUUUCUCACACUGGGGACCACCUCCAUCUUCUGCAGAGCUUUCCAGCUCUGAGUUUUCCUCCGACUGCCGAAGCCUGCUCGGAAAUCGUCGUCCAUUCAGACACGUGUUUGGGGACUGUGAGGAGAGCUUUGGCCAACAUUGAACAGCAGCUUCAAUCAGCUUUGAAAAAGCUUUCCACUCAAGAUCAUGAGAAGAUGCAGCGGUACGCAGCCGAUGUUCGUCUGGACCCCGGGACAGCCAACCCUUGGCUGGUUCUAUCAGAGGAUGGAAGACAGAUCUGGGAUGGAGAUGUUGAACAGAACCUGGUGGACGUACCAGAGCGCUUUGACACAGCACCAUGUGUCCUCGCCACCAGGGGUUUUACCACUGGGAGGCACUACUGGGAGGUAGACGUGGGAGACAAAACAGCGUGGGACCUGGGUGUGGCUCAACAGUCCGUCAACAGGAAGGGUUUUGUCACGUUGAGUCCAGAGGACGGUUAUUGGACUAUUUGUUUAAGGAAGGGCAGAGAAUACCGAGCAUGUGCAGGACAAGCAGAGCUGCUGUGUCUCUCCCAGAGGCCACAGGUUGUUGGGCUGUUUUUGGAUUACGAGGACGGAACAAUGUCCUUUUAUGACGCAGAGGCCAAGUCACACAUCUAUUCCUUUACAGGGGUCCAAUUCACUGAGACCAUGUUUCCCUUUUUUAACCCAGAUAUGUGUGACAACGGCAGCAACAAAUCACCACUUAUCAUCCGCCCUGUUAGUGGAGCCAGUGGAGGAGAGGAUAUAGAUGACAUUACAAUAUAAUGGCAAAUGUUUAGUGUCUGCUUUUUAUGGUAUUUUAUGUUAAACAUCAUGAAACUGUUCUCUCUUCUCUCUCACUAGUUUUUGAAUUGGACAAUUUGUGUUCCGUUCAAACUCAUUUCACACAUGGGUCCUGGUUCUGACUCUGCUCCUCCCUCAAUAAACUGUAAACCGGUG
Messenger RNA from Etheostoma cragini (Arkansas darter), 2213 nucleotides. Its product is annotated as E3 ubiquitin-protein ligase TRIM39. Bases 240 to 2039 code for a protein of 599 amino acids. NCBI's taxonomy places the organism in Eukaryota, Metazoa, Chordata, Actinopteri, Perciformes, Percidae. The record is from RefSeq and is a predicted model, not a curated record. Gene Ontology annotation, molecular function: protein binding; zinc ion binding. The transcript has 8 exons.